AUGGCCAGUAAUAAUCCUUACAUAGUUGUACUUAUGUAUCCCAAUCGUCGCAUGUUUAACGGCAACAACGGGGUCACAUUUGAGUGCGAGGAUCCGAUAUUGUUUCGCACUCAACGUGUGAAUACGUUGUCGGAUUUGAAGAGUUUAAUACUGAGCAAGUUUGGAGGUACAGUGGCGAGAGAAAUCGGAAGGGUGGUGUAUAGGUUACUGUCUCCCAUGGGAAAUGGAGUGUUUCGAUUUCGACUAUUCCGACUUCAAGGGGACGAGCAUGUGCGAGUGAUGUUCAAUAUACAUGGGAGGAUCAUGGUGGAGCAAGUAAUGGAGCUAUCUGCAGAGGUGGGGCACAGUGGUGGUGGUCCUUCUGUACAAUCGACCUAUGUGCAGGACGACCGACCUCUCGCACCACCGCCCAUUCAUGUCGCCGUUCCAGUGGAUGAGGCGGAGGAGGGUAAGGAGGAGUCGGAUGAGGAUUACGUGGGGGAUAGUGGUGAUAGAGAAUCGUCUGAUGGUGAGGAUGAGAAUGAGUGUGUUCCGGAGACACCUGUUCCGACUGUCCCCCGCCAUGUCCUGCCUCCCCUUCUGGCGAUACUGGCGCUUUUGGCGGUUCCGUCUCACUAUCACAGUCUGAAUUUGGACGCCAUGCACGAGAGGACUCCAUUUCUUGACACGGGUGAAGAGGAUUACAACCUAAACGACAGUGUAGAGUUUCGGGUCGGACACAAGUUUAGAAGCCGAGAGGCAAUGCUUCAAGGUGUGAAGAACUACAGUAUUUGGAGGAGUGCGGAGUACCGAGUGAUUGAAUCAGACCAGUUAAAGUACCAUGUGCAGUGCCGUCAAGCUGAUAAUGGGUGUCAAUGGAGCCUCCGUGUGGCUCUUCGACAAAACCUCGGAUACUGGUAUGGUGGUGUGUUGCUUAUUACGGUUGCGCAAGAUGGGAAUAGCAACAUCCUGCCUAUUGCCUUUGCCAUUGUGGAGUCCGAGAGCACCGAGUCAUGGUCGUUCUUCCUCACUAAUCUGAGACGCCACAUCACCCCACAAGAUGACCUGCUGGUUAUCUUCGAUAGAUCUCAGGCUAUUAAGGCAGCGCUUUACGCCGAUGAUAGCAGUUGGUCUCCCCCUAGAGCCUACCAUGCUUACUGCAUAAGACACAUGACGGCGAAUUUCAUGACACGGUUCAAGUCAGCCGACGGCAAGAGGUACCUCAUUAAAGCUGCUUAUAGUCCAAGCAAGGCCGGUUACGAGUGGUACAUAGAUGCAUUGAGAAGAGUCUCUUCUGGGGGAUGCUUCAUAGCUUCAUCCAGAUUGAAGCUCACUGUUCUGCCAUCUACCUCAAAAGAAUAG
Molecule: messenger RNA, 1341 nt
Organism: Arachis stenosperma
Lineage: Eukaryota; Viridiplantae; Streptophyta; Magnoliopsida; Fabales; Fabaceae
Exons: 2
Coding region: 1-1341 (446 amino acids)
Source: RefSeq, a predicted model, not a curated record